This is a messenger RNA of Tripterygium wilfordii, 1262 nucleotides long. Its product is annotated as short integuments 2, mitochondrial. Lineage: Eukaryota; Viridiplantae; Streptophyta; Magnoliopsida; Celastrales; Celastraceae. The coding region runs from base 42 to 1181 and encodes 379 amino acids. Gene Ontology annotation, cellular component: mitochondrion. The record is from RefSeq and is a predicted model, not a curated record. Gene Ontology annotation, molecular function: GTP binding; GTPase activity. The transcript has 8 exons.
UGGAGUAAAGAACCCGAGAGGGAAUUGACAAGGCAGAAGAAAUGGAGGGAGUGAAGCGGCUGGUGAAGAAGGGUUUGCGAUUGGGGGAGAUGGGUUUCAAUGCCGAAGGAGGAGUCGUCAAUUGGUUUCCCGGACACAUGGCCGCCGCCACCAGCGCCAUUCGCCACCGACUCCAACUCGCUGACCUCGUCGUCGAAGUCCGCGACGCCCGCAUUCCGCUGUCGUCAACAAAUGAAGAGCUGCAGCCGCAGCUUGCAGGAAAAAGACGCGUAAUUGCUCUCAACAAGAAGGACUUGGCUAAUCCCAAUAUAUUACAUAAAUGGGUUCAUUAUUUUGAGUCACGCAAGCAAGACUGUCUUCCAAUCAAUGCACAUAGCAAGAGUUCUGUUCAAAAGCUUCUUAAUCUUGUGGAGUUGAAACUGAAGGAAAAGAUUUCACGAGAGCCUACCCUUCUUGUUAUGGUGAUUGGUGUUCCAAACGUUGGGAAAUCGGCUUUAAUUAACUCAAUCCAUCAAAUUGCAUCGUCUCGCUUUCCUGUGCAGGAGAAGAUAAAGCAUGCUAGAGUGGGCCCAUUACCUGGUGUUACCCAAGAUAUUGCAGGAUUUAAGAUUGCUCACCAGCCUAGUAUCUAUGUUCUUGACACACCGGGGGUGUUGGUUCCAAGUAUCCCGGAUAUAGAGACAGGAUUAAAGCUAGCUCUAGCCGGGUCUGUGAAGGAUUCGGCAGUAGGCGAGGAACGUAUUGCUCAGUACCUGCUGGCUGUUUUAGAUACUCGAGCCACUCCCCUUCAUUGGAAGCACCAGGAUAACAGAAGUUCAGAAGGGGUUCAAUGUGAAUCUGUGGAGAAACCUGAUUACAGUCUUAAAAGUCUUAGGCCAACAAGGAAGAAGCUACCCAAUGUAUCGGAUGCACUGUACAUUGAGGACAUUGUAACAGAAGUCCAACGUGCAUUGCAAACAAGUUUGGCAGAAUUUACCGGCAAUGUGGAAGACGAAAAUGACUUGGAGAUUCUUAUAGAUCAACAGUUUGAGUUGUUGCAGAAGGCAUUGAGGAUACCGCACAAGGCAUCCGAAGCUCGUCUGAUGGUAUCAAAGAAGUUUCUUACUUUAUUUAGGACUGGUAAGCUUGGUCCUUUCAUCCUUGAUAAUGUCCCUGAUAACAUUAUCACUGAGGGAAUAUGAUUUUCUAGUACAAUUUAAAGGAGUUUCAGCAUUUCAGAGUUUAUUAAAGGGUAUGAUAAAAUUUUGGUUUAGUCUGAAAAC